Molecule: messenger RNA, 1108 nt
Organism: Miniopterus natalensis
Lineage: Eukaryota; Metazoa; Chordata; Mammalia; Chiroptera; Miniopteridae
Source: RefSeq, a predicted model, not a curated record
AUGGAGGGGGAGGAGGCCGCUGUGGCGCGGGACCUGCAGGCCCUGGGGUACGAGGCGCGGGGCCCCGGCGCUGAGGAGGAAUUCCUGCGACAGUUGGCCCGCCUGCUGGAGGAGCUGCACUGCCCCGACCGCGCGCUCGGCGACCCGGACUGUGCGACCGCGCUGCGGGAGCCGGGCGCGUGCCUGCGCCUUCUGCGGUUUCUCUGCACUGAGCUCCAGGCUGCCCGCCUCCUCCGCCUGCACCCCCGGCUGGACCCCACCCUCGCCGUGCCGCCACCCGGUGGGGAGGGAGCAGAGGAGGGAGCUGGCAUGGUUCAGGAGCUGAUCCUUAUCCUCCAAGCCCUGGGGCUGCCCAGACCUACGCUGGGGACCCUCGCCAGCAGGCUGCUGCGGGAGUUGCAUGCCAAGGUCUCAGAGCUGCUGCCUUCCCUGCCCCCAGGAUCCCUGCAGCCCCUCCUAAGCUACCCGCUAGACGCACCCAGAUGGGAAGCUUUGGAGUCCCUGUGCCAAAGCCUGCAAGGUCAGUACUGGUGCCGCCGUUGCCUCCUCCUCAAGCGUCUGGACCUCACAACAUCUGCAUUCCACUGGAGUGAUCGGGCAGAGGCUCAAGGGGAGGCCAUGAAGGCAGUGCUGAUCCCAAUUCGAGAGAAUCUGACAGCAGAAUCAGAUGUCUCCAUUGCACACAUCCUGGCUGCCCGAGCUGAUCUGUCUCGUCUUGUCCCAGCCACAAGCAGGGCUUCCCGCCGAGGGACCUGCUGUGCCAUCAACAAGGUGCUUAUGGGCAACGUGCCAGACCGAGGGGGCCGCCCAAAUGAGCUGGAGGCUCCCAUGCCCAGCUGGCAGAGCAGAAGAGAGGAUGGAGGCGGGCGGAAGGCCGGCCGCCAGUGCUGGGGCCGGAAGAAGAAGAAAUAAAGAGGCCUGGUGGUUGUGUCCUGUGUGAGAUGCUGAUGCUGUUGGUAGUCUCUGGGGCGUCAAUUUGAGGGUUUUUCUUGGCACCUGGCACCCAGGCUCCACAUCUCCUGUUCCUGAGGCCCCAAAUGUUCUCCCCCCCAUCCACCAUUUAACACCAAGGACCAUGUUCUCUGGAAAAUAAAUUUAAUUUAUGACA